CGGCAGUUCGUGGACUGCUGCAAACGCAGAGUGUCGUCUCGCGUCCUGCAACAAUAGAGUGAGCGAGUUUCGUAGGGACGAUUAGAUCUUCUACAGGCGGCUUCCAAAAACCAGAACAAAUUUUACAUCGAAUAGGGCGGAGGACAAAGGGAAAACUGUUGGAAUGUGGACAACUUUUUUGCAAUUGAUCGAAACGCCGUGCAAUGAUUUCCUGCUCAAUAUAUAGCAACUUCGAAAAUGCUUAACGUAAACACAAACGACAAUAGCAAUUUUCAGCAAUUUGCUAAGAUGUAAGAAGUGUUUGUUUCGACAAAGAAAGCUAAAAGAGAAACGAAGAGAUGGAUGAUAGUUCGCCGGAUUUAAGCUUGAAGCUGCGCCGCGGCUCGAGCGAUUCCCGGGAUUCGUUUUACAUGGAUUUCGAUAAAGGCAUCGAUUCGGACAUCGAAGAAAUCGCGACCACCUCGGGAGCAGAUCUAUGCGAUAACAUUGCUACCCUGACGACGGCGACAUCAACAGCGCUCACCGCACAUCGAGAUGAUAUUCACAGCUGGCCCAGUAUCCCAGCGCAAAAUGUGAGCGGCGGAACGAGGAGCAGCGUUUUGGGCGGCGGAGAUCCCUUAGUGCCGUCCCCGUCCACCCCUCAUGCAAUCAUCGUGUCGCCUGAAACGCUAAGCCAUCGCUCGACGUCGCCGACGACGAAACUCACGGCCAAACCCUCCGGACAUGUUCAAAUACAAAUUUCUCCAACCAGCAGAGAAGUUAGUCCGGGUCCGAUGGCUAUGGCACCGCUCGGUUACUACCAUCAUCAACAGCUUCCUAUGGCCCGUCGGCUCUCCAGAGCGGAGAAACAAAUCGAGUGGCGCCAACUGGGAGCGGAUGCUUUGGCUACUACCCUUUCCGCACUAUAUGGCAAACUAUUAGUUGUUAUGGGGACUGCUUUUCCGAUGGCAGAAGUCAUUUCAACCUACGUUCCUCCGUCGUUUUACGAAGUAUAUUACUUAUAUUUAUAUUUAGGAAGCAUGCUGUUCCUAUUUUAUAUGUAUAUAGUGCUGAUAAGAGAUCGUCGCAAAAGAAAAUUGGAAGAAGAUGAAAAAAAUAAAUCUGCGAAGAGCGAAGGCAGUACUAUAUCAAACGAAGAAUCAGACAACACCACAGAUUCCUCGUAUCGUCCCAGAAAAGGAUCUUUACUCGCUUUACCACCUAAGCAGAAUUACGGAAGUUUCUAUUUACGUAUGGGAGCUGUGGCAUUCGGCAUUGGAAGCAUGAUAUAUUCUGGUUUGGAGUUUGGGCAGUAUUUCGAAUUGGAAAGGAACACGAAAUGCCAUAACAUAUUUCUAGCGUUGACGCCCGCUACCCGUAUGGCUUUCAUUUUCAUCCAAAUGUAUUUCAUUUUCCUCAACAACGAGCAAAUGAGAGUGUACAAACACAAAAUAGCAGCUAGAUUCGGACUGAUGCACAUGAUUGGCACAAACUUAUCCGUUUGGUUGUUGGUCUUGGUGCAGGAAACGAAACACGAAAUACUGACUUUCUAUAAUCCGGAGAACAACACUUUGAAGAUUUCGCAUCGAAUUCCAUAUCAUAAACAGAAUGUUUUGGGAUUACCGACGGUAUCCGCCGAACAUCCGGCAGAUGCACACAGCCAUGGUCAUCAUAUUGUUGCUCGCGGAUUGAAAGGACCGCAUCUUCUUUACGAAUGCCGCAGGACUAACAUCAUCGGGUCCUUGGUGCAAGACGCAUCUCCGUUUUUGUUUCCAUGCACUAUUGAAUACAGUCUAAUCUGUGCGGCAAUACUGUACGUGAUGUGGAGGAGCAUCUCCAAGUUACCAGGAUCGGCAUCGGCGCUUAAAGCUAAAGCCGAAUUGAAUUAUAAAAGGACUCCGCAUCAUUACUCUGUCGAUUGCUCUAGAGCGCAUAAAGGACUUUUCGUUGGGAUACUCUUGUUAGUCCUAACAAUUAUAUCGUUAAUUCUCUUUUUCGUGUUAAUUUCUCGAGCCGAUUUCGUCGGUUUGGCCGUCAUCGAGGUGAACAUUGCCGAAUUGACUUUGUACGGUUUGACCACCUUGGCUACGUUAAUCGGGAUGUGGCAAGUGCGACAGUUGAAAUACGACGGAAGUAGGAACUUGCAAUUGGAUAACAUCUUAUUGGUUGGAGCUCAGACUGGAAUGUUCAUCUACAGCACGUUCACGAUUAUUGGUGGACAGUUUACGAUCGAACGCAACACCGUUCUGGUUUUGGUCACAGCGUUAGCGUCCCUCUUGCAGACGACGUGUCAGACGAUCUUCGUUCUGGAUGCGUCGAGGCGAUCUUGCGCCACCCCGGAACAAAUCCGAAAGAAGCCAGCUAGACAAAUAGUCACAUUUUUACUGGUUACAAAUUUAGCCAUGUGGGCUAUAAAUACGUUGGAGAAGUCUCGAGCCGAAUCUCAUCCCAUCCAAUUGCACUUUUACGGUCUUUGGGCUUGGACGAUAAUAACGCACGUUUCGAUGCCUCUGGCAAUAUUCUACAGAUUCCACAGCACUGUUUGCCUGUGCGAAAUUUGGAAGAGAGCGUACAAAAUGAAGCCGGCGUACAUGUAAUAAGCGAAGAAUCCUCGCGAAUGAUGGAAAUCAUUAAGACUGUGUUCAAAGUAGACUUCAGGGAUUUCUCACAACUGGGUCCAUUCACUCUGGACAAAUGAUGAAUUAUCAAAGUAGACUGAUUUGAAAUGUCGCAAUAAUCUUCUUCUAAUAGAUAGAUACUAAUUUUAAAAUACUAAUAGACUUUUUUUCGUCGAUAUUAUAGAAGCAAACGGAUGUGGGUUUUUGUACAAUAAUAAUAACGACUUAUUUUGUAAUUGAAUCCGUGCUAAUGAUCCAUCCUGUGCAAAUAUACAAAUAUAUUUUUUUGAAAACAAUCAAAAUUAACUAAUAUCAAAAGAUUUCGCUCCAAACAAUAUCUGUACAACUUCAGGGAUCAAAUAUAACGUUUCUCUUUCUAAGAUAUUAAAGUAUUUUAAUAAUUUUAUAAGAUACAAUAGUUUGUAAGCAAACACUUUUUAUAC
This is a messenger RNA of Nicrophorus vespilloides, 3040 nucleotides long. RefSeq names its product otopetrin-2-like. Gene Ontology annotation, cellular component: membrane. Gene Ontology annotation, molecular function: proton channel activity. Gene Ontology annotation, biological process: proton transmembrane transport. The transcript is spliced from 8 exons. The record is from RefSeq and is a predicted model, not a curated record. NCBI's taxonomy places the organism in Eukaryota, Metazoa, Arthropoda, Insecta, Coleoptera, Silphidae. The coding region runs from base 339 to 2576 and encodes 745 amino acids.